Messenger RNA from Lithohypha guttulata, 1845 nucleotides. RefSeq lists its product as uncharacterized. Gene Ontology annotation, molecular function: phosphoribosylaminoimidazole carboxylase activity; metal ion binding; ATP binding. Gene Ontology annotation, biological process: 'de novo' IMP biosynthetic process. The transcript has a single exon. Lineage: Eukaryota; Fungi; Ascomycota; Eurotiomycetes; Chaetothyriales; Trichomeriaceae. Bases 1 to 1845 code for a protein of 614 amino acids. The record is from RefSeq and is a predicted model, not a curated record.
AUGGACUCUCAUACUGUCGGCGUUUUAGGUGGAGGUCAGCUUGGGCGGAUGCUGGUCGAAGCUGCCCAUCGUCUCAAUAUCAAAGUAGCUAUUCUGGACAGCGAAAAUGCCCCAGCCAAGCAAAUAAAUCAAAUUGCUGCCGCCGCACAUAUCACAGGCUCAUUCGCAAAUGCUGAAGACGUGAGACAUUUUGCUGCCAAAGCUGAUGUUUUGACCUACGAGAUAGAGCACGUCGACACUCAAGUCCUGGAAGCACUCGACAGUGAAUCACCUUUUGUUGAAGAUAGUCAGUCAUGGCGACGAAUACAGCCAAGUUGGCGCACAGUACGACAGAUACAGGACAAGUUUGUUCAGAAGCAGCAUUUUGCUGAGAAUGGCAUUCCUACAGCAGACAGCAAAGGUGUGGGUACUACGAGUCCUCAAGGACUAAAAGAAAUCGGGUUGGAACUUGGAGGAUUCCCGAUAAUGCUCAAGGCAAGGACACAGGCAUACGAUGGACGAGGAAACUACCCUAUCAUGAACUUGUCAGACAUCGAACCAGCUCUCAGAGCAUUGGCAGACAGACCACUGUACGCUGAACGUUGGGCAAGCUUCAAGAAAGAACUGGCUGUGAUGGUUGUCAAAACGAAGCAAGAAGCGAACGUCGAUACCUACGACCAAACUACCCUCCCAUUCCCUGUGACAGAGACGAUCCACACAGAUAGUAUCUGCAAAUUGACCUUUACACCACCUCGGGGCGUUCCUAUCAAAAUUCAGAGGCAAGCACAGGACCUGGCGCGGAAGGCGGUAGCAUCUUUCGAGGGUACAGGCGUGUUCGGUGUCGAAUUGUUUCUUCUGGAGGACGACAGCAUAAUAGUCAACGAAAUUGCCCCACGCCCUCACAACUCUGGACACUACACAAUCGAAGCAUGUCACAUGUCGCAAUACGAGGCUCAUCUCAGGGCCAUUCUGCCAGGACUUGCCGACACAAUUGAACCAGGAGCAACAGACCUAGCAGUCAACGCGGCAGUAAUGCUAAACAUCCUUGGUGGACCAGAACCAAAUUCCCAUCUCCUCGUCGCGAAAGCAGCGCUCAAAGUACCCGGCGCAAAGAUCCACCUCUAUGGCAAAGGCGACGGCCGUCCUGGCCGAAAGAUGGGACACAUCACCAUAGUCGGCAAAUCGAUGUCCGAAGUCGAGCGCAAGAUUCACCCACUAAUAAUAACGGCGGACUCGGUUCGUGCUCAUAAACACUCGGAGAGAACAUCCGACGAAGCAAUUCAAGCUACUGCCGAUGAACUACUCAAGCUCAACCCAGCACCACCCGAGAAGCCGCUGUUAGCCAUUGUCAUGGGCAGUGACACCGACCUCGCAACACUAAGACCAGGCUUGGAACUCCUUGACAAAAUGCCCAUCCCUUACCUCGUCACCAUCACUUCCGCCCAUCGCACACCACAACAUAUGCUAAACUUCGGCAAAGCAGCCGCAAGUCGAGGCUUCAAAGCCAUCGUCGCCGCAGCCGGUGGCGCAGCCCAUUUACCCGGUAUGAUGGCCUCGGAAACCACAGUUCCCGUCAUCGGCUGUCCUGUCAAAGCAUCCUCCAUGGACGGACUGGACUCCCUCUUCGCGAUUGUGCAGAUGCCGCGAGGUAUUCCAGUGGCUACGGUGGGUAUUGCCAACAGCACGAACGCGAUCUUGUUAGCGGCACGGAUCAUUGGCACGAGCGAGCCGAAGGUGCAGGAGUGGCUGGCGGCACAUUUGCAGCAGAUGGAUGAUGAGAAUAUGGCCAAGGCGGCGAGAUUGGAGAGUGAGGGAUGGCAAACUUACAAGAAGCUGGAUCAAGCUAUGCCAUUGUCGUUCAAGUGA